This is a messenger RNA of Merops nubicus (carmine bee-eater), 1389 nucleotides long. It is a transcript of the gene ANGPTL3, whose product is annotated as angiopoietin-like 3. The transcript is spliced from 7 exons. The record is from RefSeq and is a predicted model, not a curated record. NCBI's taxonomy places the organism in Eukaryota, Metazoa, Chordata, Aves, Coraciiformes, Meropidae. The coding region runs from base 1 to 1389 and encodes 462 amino acids. Gene Ontology annotation, biological process: phospholipid homeostasis; phospholipid catabolic process; cholesterol homeostasis.
AUGAAAAUCAUUCUGGUCUUUUUAUUCAUUUCCUCACUUGCUCUUUCAGGCAGAGCUGAGAAGGAUUCCACCUUUGAUUCUGCUGCAUCUCCCGAGACAAAAUCCAGAUUUGCCAUGUUAGAUGAUGUACGGAUCUUAGCCAAUGGACUCCUGCAGCUUGGGCACGGCCUUAAAGACUUUGUCCAUAAAACGAAGGGGCAGAUGAAUGACAUCUUUCAAAAACUUUACAUUUUUGAUAGGUCCUUCUACGAGCUCUCACUGCAAACCAGUGAAAUCAAAGAAGAAGAAGAACAGCUGAGACAAACUACAGCCAGACUGCAAAUCAACAAUGAAGAGAUAAAGAAUCUCUCACAGGAGAUGAAUUUGAAGAUUGAAGACCUCAUACAAAACAAAAACCAGCUGCAAGAGAAAGUAUGGGGACUGGAGGACAAAGUCACUAAACUGGCCGUUAUCCAGCCUUCAGUGCAAGAGACAAAGGAAAUUUCUUCACUCAAAGCUUUCGUGGAGCAGCAGGACAACCACAUCAAGCAGCUCCUCAGAAUAGUAGAGGACCAGCAUGUGCAACUCCACAGACAGCACAAUCAAAUACUGGAGCUGGAAGACAAGCUGAACCACAUAGAGCUGCAGGAUCUGGCAGAGAUCUCCUUCCCGGGGGAGCACAGCGAGCCAGAGGGCACCCCCUUCCCUCUGCCCAGUGCCACGCCUGCAGCACACACAUCUGACGGAGCUGCUCCUGACUGCACUGCUCUUUCUAACAGCGGCCUGCGGUCCUCUGGGGUUUACACUAUCAAGCCCAAAGGCUCAGAAGCUUUCGAUGUCUACUGUGAAAUGAAAUUGGGCACCUCCUGGACCGUUAUCCAGAACAGAGUGGAUGGAUCACUGGAUUUCAACCAAACCUGGGAUGCCUACAUAAAUGGUUUUGGAGACCUCAACGGGGAAUUCUGGCUCGGCCUGAACAAGACCUACUCCAUCACCAGGCAGGGGGAGUACCUGCUGCGGCUGGAGCUGCAGGACUGGAGGGAGAACAGGCGCUACAUCCAGUACGCCUUCCGCCUGGGCGGCCCCGCCAGCGCCUACGGCCUGCGCCUGGCCCGCGUCUCCGGCAGCAUCCCCAGCGCCCUCCCGGAGCACACCCAGCUCCACUUCUCCACUGCAGACCGUGCUGGGGGCGGCCCCGCCGACUUCAACUGCCCGGAGAACUACCUAGGAGGCUGGUGGCACAGUGAAUGUGAGGAAACCAAUCUUAACGGGAAAUACGUUGAACCAAGGUCAAGAGGAAGACUAGACAGAAGAAAAGGUUUGUACUGGAAGCCUAAGAAAGGAAGAUACUACUUGCUCAAGUCAACCAAAAUCAUGAUACACCCAACAAAUUUAAAAAGUUUUGACUGA